CAGGAAAAGUGUUUUUGCGUCAAGAUAAGUAUAUUUAGCCAUAGUUGUAUACAAUUCAUCUUCCUCUAAACGACGUACUUAAAGGCACUUCAUUAUUGUUGUUGUAGAUUUGUAAGCCCCGGGUGGGCGAGAAAGCGUUGAAGAGCAGAAACAUAUGGAAGAUAGCAAAGGAGUUGGGACACAGUACAAGCAUCAUUAUUUCCUGCGUGCAGCGUUUAGAUUCCGGGGAUCAGCCUUGCAAAGAGCCUUACCAUGAAGUUCCAACUAUAUCGAAUUUGAAUCAAGAUUAUGGAGCUACCUUUUGCUACACGAUUAACUCAGCGGUAGGUAAGCCUGAUGAGAAGUCCGUGCAAAUGGGAAGAACUGAGUCUACGGUGAUAGAAAUUCAAGUAGAACCCGAUGAGUAUUCUGAUUACGCAGUCACUCCGUCAAUCUACGUGUCUAUUCACGACAGAAAGAAGGAAGAAAAUCCCUUUUUCAGGGGAUACAGACUCAUAGCUGGAACCAAGUACAUAGCACAAAUAACUGACGUGACUGAGAACCGAUUGAUGCCUCCGCCUUAUGAUACAAAUUGUACUGAUUACCUAAAAACGUGGAAGGAAAACGGAGGACAUGGUCCUCUCACGGCCCAGGAGUGCACCGAUUACUGCAUCAUUCAAUACUUACUGAAACGCAAUCAAUGCAUCCCAUAUAGCGUCACUUUUUCACACAACGAACGACUCUGUGAAGAUGAAAAUGAAAGAAUCCCGUUUGGCAUCGAGAGCAAUUGCUCCGAAACUUGCAACAACCCAUGUUUUUCUCGUUCAUACGAAGUGAAUUAUGUGAAGGAUAAUCCAAUUUGGUGCACGCAUUUUCCUUUGAACCCAAGUAAAUGGUGCAGUCGAUCUCGAAUCAACUUGACUGUUUCAUUCACCAAGUUUCGGUUGCUUAAGACGAGCAACGAUCCAAGAAUGCAGGAUAUUGAGUUCUUCAGCAACGUGGGUGGCUACCUAGGCAUGUGGAUCGGCAUAUCCUUGGUGGACGGCAUCGAUUUUCUUGGAUGUGUCUACCUUGUGAUUUAUUUCCCGAUUUUGCGCAGAAGGUUCAAAGAAGCUCAAAAGAAAAAGGAACUGGAAAGAAAAAUGGCCAAGGACAGGCAAGCAGUCUCCUCCAUUCAAAUGUUCAAUACUAGGGCUCUUUCAACCACAUUCGCAACACGGCCAUAAAGCUUUGCUAUAUUUGAUUUGUACGUAAACAAAAGUGAUGCAAGGAAUCUUUUGGCCCUUUUCUCUGUUAAUAUUUGCCUCAAUUUUUGUUGUUCUUUUUAGCCAGGAAAGAAAUUUUUAACCGGUUCAGCAAGCCCUGCUUGAAAGAAGAAAAAGCACGUUUCAAAAUCGGUGAGCGUCAGAAAAUGAAAAGAGGAUAAAUAGUCCCAAUAAAAUAAUUUUAUUAAUAGAACUUCAAUAUUUUGUAAUCCUUUAAAAUGCAAAUGACAAGUGUUUUGAGCUUGCUACACACUCUUCAUCAGCGCAAUUCACAAAUAAUAGAAAAGAUGAAAAAACAAGUGGAAAUGAAGCUAAUGGCAAACAAAUUUGCUCACAGAUAGCAAAGCAAAACGUGAAAAAAUAAAGAGAUUUAGAUCAAGGCAAGUGAAAACAAAGUCUAUAGUAGAAAUCAGGAAUAGUAUCAUAGAAAAAAGGGUUUUAUACUUUGUUUUCACUCUAUAAUUCUUACAACUCGACAAACAACUUUAAGCUUUCUUAAACACAUUUAAAGAAACAGGACAUAAUCUUGCUCCUCAUAAUAUAUCAAAACUAUAAACAUCCUGGAUCUGAAAUCAGAUUACUGUGAUAGUUAAAUACUACCGCAGUGAUAGUCAAAACUAAAAAAAUAUCAAAUUAGCCGAGCAUAAUCAUUACAAAAUGUUGCCUUUUCGCAAGAGAUUGAACAAGGCAGAUGCAGCACAGAAUUGAAAUCAUGAACAGAAAAACUAACAUUAAUAUGAGUUAAACGGUGAUAUAGAACUCAUAAUAAUUCUUCAAAAAUAUCAGAUCAAAGUAAUAAAUAAUCUGGUUUGCAUGGUGCAUUGAAAUAUUCCUGAUUUUACCCCUUUCAACCUCUUACUUCGAAUUUUUAAGCAGCAUUGCUUUUCAAAUCCUAAGAUUUGUAUAUUUAGGUCAGCUUGAAGUUCACUUAAGUAUUUUUUUUGUCUAAAAUUCAUUUACCUAGCUGCAGAUCCUCUUCCUUUUUCAAUCAUGGGAAAAAUUUAUUUUAUGAAAUUUUUGUAACUUAUUUAGUAUAAAAACAUAUUGCUAUUUAAAUGAAAACAACAAAGUGCUUAGUUAACUGUAAAUAGCUGUAAAGAGUCAUUAAAAGCUAUUUGUGUGUAUCAA
This is a messenger RNA of Parasteatoda tepidariorum (common house spider), 2372 nucleotides long. Its product is annotated as acid-sensing ion channel 1A. Gene Ontology annotation, molecular function: ligand-gated sodium channel activity. The record is from RefSeq and is a predicted model, not a curated record. Lineage: Eukaryota; Metazoa; Arthropoda; Arachnida; Araneae; Theridiidae. Gene Ontology annotation, cellular component: plasma membrane. Gene Ontology annotation, biological process: sodium ion transmembrane transport.